CUGACCUUUGCUUUCUCCUUGUUUCUUCUUGCCGUAAGUCCUCAUCCAGCGCCAGCACAACAAUAACUGUCUAUCCUACCCAACCGAACUCGCCGUUGCGCAGUCUGCGACACGGGGACACGAAACCCGGAUCCACAAUCGCACGGCCUGGCAUUUGGUGGCUUACACAGCUCGCCAAAAUCGAAGCCAAGACUGACUGCACAAGCCUCAAUCGCUCGAUUCAAUUCCCGGCUUCCCCUGCAUCCACCAAAUACGAGCUCGAUUCUAGUGUCUGUCGGAGGGCUCUUGCGUGAAGAGCAUCCCCAGGGACCCAACUUGCACCCCAUUUUGCCGCUUUCAGUCGAGAGACAGCAGUGCGACUUGCCCGCUUUUCACGAUGCCGGGCUUCGCGGAUUCCUUCUGGUCGAAUGACUACGCCGCAGGCCUCGGGGUCCUGUUUGGCAAGCUCCAGCAAGGUGUCAUCGAGAACCGCCAAGUGCUCACGGUGGCUCGAAUGCGCGCCGAGGCCGAAGAGCUCUACGGCCAGCGCCUUGCCGAAAUCGCUCCCGCCGUCGACAAGAUACAAGGCGGCUUUGGUCGCGACGAUGGAGCCAGCGUGCGGAAGGCGUACGACGGCGUGCGAACCGAGAUGGAGGAGGCGGCCAAGAAUCACAGGAAGAUUGCGCAAAACAUCCGAGACCUGGUCGUGAACCCGUUCUCGCGAUGGUGCGAGGCCCACGAGACCCGGAUACAGGACUCGCAGGAGGAUCUCCAGGCGAGAAUCAAGAGCCACGACAAGCAAUCCGAGGCAGUCAAAAAACUGAGGAGCAACUACUUCAACAAGUGCCGUCUCGUUGAGGACCUCGAGGAAGAGAACAAGUUAGCCUUUCAAGAUCCCGAGACGAGCCCGAAGCCGAAGCAGCCCAUCCCUGAGAUCAACGUGGAGAAGGAACCUGAGGACGACGACAACGAGCCCUACGAGAUCGGCGACGAGACCUAUGGCCCCGAGCAGGUCAAGGCUAUUCUCGCGCACAUGCUUGGAAACAUCAAGCUAGGGGAAACAAAGGUCCCGAUUCUGGGCCUCUACCAGAACACGUCGGCAGGCUCAGACAUCGUGGAGUAUCUACAGCGGAACAUGGGCAGCUCGAGCGUCAGCUAUGCCGAAAGGAUCGGCCAGGAUUUGAUAACGCACGGCUUCCUACGCUUGAUUGGCAACGUCGGAAACACAUUUGCCAACAGUUCCAAAAUGUUCUACCAGUGGCGGCCCAAGGCGUUCCAGGUCGCUGGAGUUCCGGAGAAGAAAGUGAUAUCGCGGACAUUCUCCCUGCCCGCAACAGACGGGACCGACUCGCCGGUCGGCGCGGUAAGCGAGUACCUCGCCAACUGGAACGUGCUCAAUACGUCACGCCCAAACGAGUCGCCGGCCGAGCGGAUGCGCCGAGAGGCCAGAGAGUCGGACGAGAGGUACAAGGCUGCGGUCCAGAAGCUUGAUGAGAUGCGCUGCGCCCUUGAAGAGGCCAUCCUCGUACACCUCAAGUUUCUCGAGCGAUGCGAGCUUGAUAGGCUCAAGGCCGUCAAGACUGUGGUGUUGGAUUUCUCAGGAACCAUCAGCAACGUAAUUCCUAGCCUCCAGGCCACGGUUGACAACAUGAUGCUCUACCAGGAGACGGUGCAGCCACUAGGCGAUCUCCGGUACCUCUUGGAGAAUUACCGGACGGGUCAUUUUGCGCCAAAGGUGGUGAUUUACGAGAACUACUACAACAAAGUCGACGAACAGACGUUUGGUGUUGACCUCGAGCCUCGCGCUCGGGCGGACAGGAAGCGCGUGCCUGUCAUUAUUACCAGUCUCCUGACCUAUCUGGACCACCACUACCCUGAUCUCGAGGGCGAUGAAGCUCGGCGGGGGGUGUGGCUCCACGAAGUGCCCCUUGCUCAGACACACAAGCUAAGAGCCAAGGUGAACAAUGGAAAGCCACCCUCUCUCGACGUGUUUGCCGAAUUCGACAUCCCUACUGUCGCGAGCCUCUUGAAGCUCUACCUCCUUGAACUCCCAGACUCGCUGGUCUCGUCUCACGUUUACGAGAUCAUCAGGACCAUUUACACAACCCCUACGGCCGACACCAACGACGCGGCCCGCGUAUCGGUACUACAGCAGACACUCUCGCAAUUACGACUUACUAAUAUCGCGACCUUGGAUGCUUGCAUGAAUCAUUUCACGCGCUUGAUUGACCUUACGUCAGCUGGCGAGGAUUAUGUCGCUAAGCUAGCUACUGGCCUCGCCCCGUGUAUUCUGCGGCCACGCACCGAGACGUCGCUCACGAUGGAGGAGAAACACGCGUACCGGCUCGUCCGUGAUCUGUUUACACACAAGGACGCCAUAUUCAGCGAGCUGAAGCGCAUGUCGACGCUGAGCUCAUCUGGGUCGGUGACCGGAAACCAGAACCGCCCACGGGCGAUCUCGACUGACGAGAGCAACCGGAAGGCACACAUGGAAGAGCGUAAUCGAGCGCUCCUAGAAAAGGCAGGCGGCAGCCGAAGCAGGGGGACAUCGCCGGCGCCAGGUCCGCGCGGUCACCGCCGCGAUAAGAGCACAGGCGGUCCCGAAACGCGGUUCCCUAUCACGCCGAGCCUUACAAGCCCUACUUCCAAGAGGCAGAGUCUGGGGCCUAUCCUGCCAAAGAGGACGAGCCUUGAAGUCCCCGAUGAUAUCAGCAUGGGUCUCAGUCACCCUGCCGAUGGUAACUUGAACCUGGGUGCGCCCGCAUCGACAACCUCGCCCACCCCGGCGGACCCAGUGGCCAAGAUCGAGAGCGAGAGUGUGCUUGAGAAGAGGAACAGCCUGGGACGCAGCGGUCCUGCUCACAGAGCACGCUUUUCUGAAGGGCGCCGUCUCGCACAGCCUUCGACUACAGCGGGAUCAGAGAAUGCCUCUCACGGUGUCACUCUUGUGGACGCGCCAAUGGAUUACUAGUAAUAAUAUGUUGGGGCUACUGCUGACGACUUGAAAUGACGGAGGCUGGAAUGAAUAAGCGACGCUGGCUAUUAGCUAUUAUUGCCAUAUGGGCAUUGUGCAAAUAUCUAUACCGGUCAAACCAGCCUUUUUUUGUCUUGCUAGGUUUAGCUUUCCUUUUUUUCUGUCUUGUGUGUUUUACAUGUCGUACUCCCUCUGGUCCUUUUUGGGAGGCCAGUGGAGGGGCUUGGGGUUCAGACGACUAUUGUCUACAUGUCACGGUUCCUUGUCUAUUUCCCUGGGAGUGGCUUGCGACCUAGAUUAUUUACAGACUUAUUUACCUAACCAUUUACAUAUCAUCUAA
Messenger RNA from Lasiosphaeria miniovina, 3293 nucleotides. RefSeq lists its product as uncharacterized. NCBI's taxonomy places the organism in Eukaryota, Fungi, Ascomycota, Sordariomycetes, Sordariales, Lasiosphaeriaceae. Gene Ontology annotation, molecular function: GTPase activator activity. Gene Ontology annotation, cellular component: cytoplasm; division septum; plasma membrane. Gene Ontology annotation, biological process: small GTPase-mediated signal transduction. The transcript is spliced from 4 exons. Bases 377 to 2950 code for a protein of 857 amino acids. The record is from RefSeq and is a predicted model, not a curated record.